AUGGGAGGAUGUCCAUCUAAAUGUGAAGUUAAAUGUGGAAAUGGUUUUAGAUAUGAAGGAAGUACAUUAGAACUCAACUUUGAAUAACAACACAAAAUUCUUAGAAAUAAAGAUAGAAAUAGAUCAGCAUCCAGUUCUCGUUAAGGUGAAUCUGCCACUCUACCUGCCACUAAUUUUAGAAGAGAAUUUGAAUAUUCUUCAGAUAAUAUUUUACAAACCUAAUCUGAUCCUAAAAAUGAAUUAUUUGCCAGCAAUAUUGAAGUAGAGUUACUUCCAUUGUUUGUAACCAAAAAAUAAAUCAAUGAAUCUACUGUUUAAUAUAGGUAGAACAGAUUUAUGGAUGAUUUAGAAAUUGAAGUCAGAGCUAGAAUCCUACAAAUGUAUAUAUCAUAAUAAAAAAAAUUAGAAAUCAACAAGAAUAAGAAGAACGAUAGAGAUUAAUUAUUUAACAAAUUGUUAAAUAAUAAUUAGAAUUUGAAAAAAUGAAAUCAUAAUUAAAAUCUAACUCUUAAACUAAUUAAUAAUAUGAAAAUCCAUACUAUUUUAAUUAAUAAUAAUAAUAAUAAUAAUAAUAAUAAUAAUAAUAAUAAUAAUAAUAAUAAUAAUAAUAAUAAUAAUAAUAAUAAUAAUAAUAAUAAUAAUAAUAAUAAUAAUAAUAAUAAUAAUCAUUAUCAUUAUCUUAAUACUCACCAAAAAAAAAUACCUCAAAAGAAUCUAAAGAUUCUUAAUUUGCAUCCCUUCAAUCUAACUCCUUAUAAUUAUCAUCUGAAAAAUAAUCAAAUAUUCAAUCCUCUAAAAAUAAAACAGAUCCUUUAAAAUAUUCAACGAACAAUCCUCAUCAAAUCAAAGCAUUUGAAAAAAUUAUAAGUAAUUGUUAUUUAGAAGAUCAAAGCUAUUAUAGUAAACAUAAAGGAAUUCUUAAAUAACGAAAUCAACUUUAACAUCCUCAUACUUCUAAAAGUCUACCUAAUAAAAGAAUGGCUAAGACCAAAUUAUUUAAGAAAAAAAGAGUUCAUUUUUCUUAAGAUACUAAUUUUAAUUUUGAAAAAAAAAGUGAAGAAAAAAAAUCAUCAAAAACAUGGUGGAAGUCUUUAUUUUGAUCCUUUUUUAAUAUUUAUUAUUUAAUCUAUUCC
This is a messenger RNA of Paramecium sonneborni, 1133 nucleotides long. NCBI's taxonomy places the organism in Eukaryota, Ciliophora, Oligohymenophorea, Peniculida, Parameciidae. The record is from the annotation of a GenBank genome assembly.